GAUGUUUUAGUUUAGUGCCGUUUCGACCGCUAUGUGUUUUGAUCGCGCUGUCAAAAAAAUAAAUUAAUAAUUUUGUGCGAAUAAAAUUAUCAAUAAUAAUAGAAAAUAUUGGCGUUAAUUUGCCAUACAGUCGCCGUUAAAACGCGUCGUUUGUUAGAUAAAUGGCCAGUGUUAGUGGACAAGAUUCACGAUGGUAUUUAACAGCAGAGCAACUACAAAAUUCACCAAGCAGAAGAUGUGGCAUGGACCAGGACCAAGAACUGAACCACAGACAAAAUGCAGCCUAUUUGAUACAGGAUAUGGGUCAACGGCUUCGGGUAUCGCAAUUGUGUAUAAACACAGCUAUAGUAUACAUGCAUAGGUUUUAUGCAUAUCAUUCCUUUACCUACUUCCACCGAAAUGGUAUAGCAGCGGCGAGCUUAUUUUUGGCAGCAAAGGUCGAAGAGCAGCCAAGGAAACUGGAGACCGUUAUACACAUUGCGAAUGCUUGUACAGCAUCGUCGAAAUUCAAUGAGGUGCCAGAUCCAUCCAAGGAGAGCUAUCAGGAGCAAGCUCAGGAUCUGGUAUUCAACGAAAAUGUUUUAUUGCAAACAUUAGGGUUUGAUGUUGCCGUUGAUCAUCCGCAUACACAUGUUGUCAAAACAUGUCACUUGGUAAAAGCCUGUAAGGAUUUGGCACAGACAUCGUAUUUUUUAGCAUCAAACAGCCUUCAUUUAACAACAAUGUGUCUCCAGUACAAGCCGACAGUGGUAGCCUGUUUUUGUAUAUACCUCGCGUGCAAGUGGUCUGGUUGGGAGAUACCACAGUCCACGGAGGGUAAAUUUUGGUUUCAUUAUGUAGAUACGAAUGUAAAUUUGGAUUUAUUGGAACAAUUGACGCGAGAGUUCCUUGUGAUUUAUGAAAAAAGUCCAGCACGGUUAAAGACUAAAUUAAAUUCAUGUAAAGGACUGGUACUUAACAAGGUUGAACAGCAGCAACAACGGCCAAUGUCUCAACCAUCUAGCAGUUCCCGUUCUCAUCCUGCCGGCGAACACAGCCGAUCCCAAUCAUCUAGUCAUCAGAGAGCCAACCAUCAGAAGAUACCACAUGCCGGGCAAGCUGGAAAGGAACAUGUACCCUCAAAAUCAUCGUCAGGUCAAAUGCCAUCCAAACAACCUCAACCUCAUGCAAACGUGGCGCCAUCGUCGUCCGCCUCAGCAUCGUCGUCAUCCAUGGCAUCGAAUUCGUGUCGACCGCGACCAGAUCGUGCUGAACGACCGAUUGUACCAGAGCCACAUUUUUCUGCGCCGCAACGAACAGCUGGCAGUACGAAGGGUCCCUUGCCUCCAUUAACUAGAGGCAACAUCGACAAUAUGACACAGUCUGGUAGUAAUAUGCAAGCGACAGUUUUGCAACAACAGCAGCAGCAGCGAUCAAGUCAACCAUCACACGAUCAGCAAUAUUAUCAGCAACAAGCAAACAAGAAUCGAAAUCCAAUGAAUCCAAUGACACAACCAAUUCCUGAUGUGCAACGUCAAAAUAUGAAACAAGAGCAAAGGCAACAUGGCAAAGACCAACAACAACCGAAGCCUAUUGACCCAACAAAGAAUCAAGCAAAGCCACAGCAGCAACAUAAUAGCGGUAACAAUAGUGGCAAUUUGUACCCUACAAAUGAAAAUCAGCAGAGAAUGAGUAGUACAUCGAGACAGCCGCCUUAUCAACAACAGCUACCGAAUUACAAUCAAGCUAUGGCCAGUCGUAAGGUAAAUCAUCCACAACAACAGUCACAGCCAGAACAUGCAUCCGUCCAUCAACUUAAACACCCUACGGCUGAGUCUACAUUCAGGCUAACAGAUGAUCAGUGUGGCCCAAUGGUUGACGGUCAGGAGUUAAGUUCACCACCAAAACAACACAAAUCAAUAUUCAGUCCUGAAUGGAAUGAUAGUGUCAAUGUGGUGCCACAACGGCCGCCGAAUAAUGGUCUCAACAUCAAAUCGAAUCGUGACAGUCCGAAAAAGCAUCGCUCUGAAACACCGAAAAAGGACAAGCGAACCGAUUUAACCACAGGCCAAUUGGGCAAUAAGGCACCAAGCCAUUCAGAUAAACGUGGAAACGGUGCCAAGCCCGGUAUGCCCGCAAUGACCGUGCCACAGCAAACCUUACCGUUCGAUUCCACUUCAACAAUGUCAAAACAUUUGAAUGCUGGACUGAAAAGGAUGCUUCCCGACGAUACGAUUAAACAAGAAAAUGGAAUCGACUUUCGAGAAGCCAAACAACGUAAACUCGAUGUUGUUCAACCGUUGUCGCCGUCAUUUAGUUUAGAUUGCAAACCCAGUUUAGAUGUCAAACCGAAUAUAUCAAAAUUGCCGAUAUACCCAUCCGAGAACGUUCCCACUUACGACCAUCCGAUGAAAACAACGUCGUUUAAUGGAAUCGAAACGAAUCCGGAUUUAGUUAGUAGUUUGCUGAAGGAGAGCCUGUGCACCGACACAAAGUUCCAUUCAUCUUUGUCUACUGUGCCGCACGAAGCGCUGCCGCAGAGUCUGAUCAAGCAAGAACCUUCCAAAUACGAUUCGUACGAACCUUCGGCCACUUUGCCACAGCAAUUAUUCGAAACUCCAAUGUUACCAACGCAAAUAAAAUUAGAGGUUGGAAGUGAGCACGGUCAGCGCACUAAAUCGGAAAAGAAAAAGAAGAAAGACAAACACAAGCACAAGGACAAGGACAAAGAUAAAACGAAAGACCGCGAAGAACGGAAAAAGCACAAGAAGGAUAAGGAUCGACAAAAGGAUCGCGAACGAUCAGCUGAUUUACCGGCUAGCGAUGGACACAAUCCAUUGAAAAUUACGAUACCGCGAGAUAAGUUAAUAUCGACCCAGGAAACAGCACCCGGUGGAUUUAAAAUAACAAUUCCCCGUGAUCGUAUCAAACCUGAACCCGUAGCACCACCGCCGGCGUCGCUAAAAAUCAAAAUAUCCAAGGACUUGAUCGGAGACUAUGCCAGUGGACAGCAACAUAAUCCCGCUGAAAACAAUAGCAACAGUCAUUCGCAUUCGUCAAAGAAAAAGGACAAAGAUCGUGAUCGCGAAAAGUCGAAAAAUUCAAAACAUUUGGAUUUUACCAAGCAAAACGGUAAUAAUGGCAGUAAUGGUUCGAAUAGCAACGGCGGCAAUGCAACGGUUACCAGUGCCAACAGCAGCAACAGCCGUAAUCAAUCAUCCAAUUCAAAUAAGAAAUACAAGAUUGACAUGUAGAUCAAAGGAAAUUUGGGUUAAUAUGUGAUAAAUAAAAAUAUUGAUUUAGAUGAUACCUCAAUAUAACAACAUUCAUCCACAAACGCAAUACAUGCAACAUUCUCAGUACAUGCAACAGAAAAUGCCAGUUUACAGUGACAAUAUGGGAACAUCGAAUCUGUACAAUACGGGCAAUUCCGGUAGCAAUGUCAAUCAAAUGCCACAGAAUCGAUUACCGCAACAACCACUUCAGCAACAGCAACAGCCUCAACAACAGCAGCAGCAACAGCAACAACAGCAUCAGCAGCAUCAGCUGCAGCAACAAUUAAAUCAAUCCCAGCAAUCAAUGAUUGAUGCAACCAAAUAUUCGAAUCAUUAUCCUUUCGCAGGCAACACAAAUUACUUCUACCAUGGAGGCAAUAGUAGUAACAGUAAUGUUAACAAGAAGAAUUAAUUCUUUUUUUUUCUCUAUUUUAGUUAAGGAAAAUUGAAAUGUUAUUGCCUGAGCGCAUUUAAUGAAAGGAUGUGAAUAUACUCGAGAGAUAUAUUCAAAGAAUUUUUUUUUUCAUUUUUUUUUGUUGAACUUUUGUGUACAUAAUAGUUAAUGGAAAAAUAAAUAAAAAAUAAAAAAAAAAAAAUAAAUAAAAAAAAACUAAAAAUCAUUCGCUAAAACUAUUUAAGUGGACAACGAGAUAAAUAUUUCUUGGAUAAAGACAAUCCUCUUUAUUAGAAACAAAAAAAAAAAUUAUUCGUUUCUUGAAUCGAUCCUUUUAGUUGAAUAUUUAGCCUUAAAUUGAAUUGAAGAAACAUUGAUGUUAACUAUAAACGGUCUUUAUACAAGAGUUUUCAUAAAUAAUACGAAAUGAUUGCUCAAAGAGAGGAAGUUUUUUUUUCUUUCUUUUAAUUUGCAAAAAUGAAAAGAAGAAAAACAUCGAAGAGAUGAAAGCAAGUGAAUUUUCGCAAUGUUAUCGCAACGUAUAAUAUGGAUUACAUUCGAUCAAUUUUUACUGUGUAGUUAGUUCUUAUUAAGUUUUUAUAAAUUUUUUUGUUAAAAACAGAAUUAUGUAAAAUUUGCAUUAAUUUUAGACACAUUGGACACACUUUUCAUUUAUCAAAAGUGCGGUCUCACAACAUUGGGAUUUUAUUUAUUUAUUUAGCAUUUAAACGAAAACAACAAAAAAAACAUAAAAUUUAUAGAAAUAUAAUUCGUAUUUUUGUACAAUAAUUCAAAACAAAAAAUUUUAUUGAUUUUUCGUUAGUUUGUUUGAGGUCGGUAUUUUUGGGGCAGGGUGGGCUGAACGACAUAAAUACUACA
Molecule: messenger RNA, 4527 nt
Organism: Bradysia coprophila
Lineage: Eukaryota; Metazoa; Arthropoda; Insecta; Diptera; Sciaridae
Gene: CycT
Product: Cyclin T
Biological process (GO): regulation of transcription by RNA polymerase II
Molecular function (GO): cyclin-dependent protein serine/threonine kinase regulator activity
Source: RefSeq, a predicted model, not a curated record